AUGGGGAACACGGUGAGCUGUUGCUGCCGUGCAAAUCCAGGGGACCGCCAGGAGGAGGAGCAGCGGUCACGACAUGAGGGCAGUCAGAGCCAGCAGACCUCUGUCGAAGUAUUGGAGGGUGGCUCAGUGACACCACGCACUACAAGUGCAGAUAGCUCUGACUCACCAUUGUUCACCAAUGAAGAGGGCACUAGCCAGUCAAAACUAGACCUGCCACUAGAGAUCUUGCUGAAGCCUAGUGCAUCCAUACUUGCAACCAAUGUCCAUGUGGAGGCAGCUUCUGCGGUGGACAAGAGUAAACUCCAAUAUCAACAGGAGUUAGCUGCUGCAGAGCUGGUGUCGGACGUUUUGACCGAGAGCAAACUCCGAUAUCAACAGGAGGUAGCUGCUGCAGGGCUGGUGUCGGAAGUUUUGACCGAGAGCAAACUCCGAUAUCAACAGGAGUUAGCUGCUGCAGAGCUGGUGUCGGACGUUUUGACCGAGAGCAAACUCCGAUAUCAACAGGAGGUAGCUGCUGCAGGGCUGGUGUCGGAAGUUUUGACCGAGAGCAAACUCCGAUAUCAACAGGAGUUAGCUGCUGCAGAGCUGGUGUCGGACGUUUUGACCGAGAGCAAACUCCGAUAUCAACAGGAGGUAGCUGCUGCAGGGCUGGUGUCGGAAGUUUUGACCGAGAGCAAACUCCGAUAUGAACAGGAGGUAGCUGCUGCAGGGCUGGUGUCGGAAGUUUUGACCGAGAGCGUACUCCGAUAUCAACAGGAGGUAGCUGCAGCAGGGCUGGUGUCGGAAGUUUUGACCGAGAGCGUACUCCGAUAUCAACAGGAGGUAGCUGCUGCAGGGCUGGUGUCGGAAGUUUUGACCGAGAGCAAACUCCGAUAUCAACAGGAGGUAGCUGCUGCAGGGCUGGUGUCAGCCCAACUGGAUAUGAAUGUGCAGUCAAAGAGUGCUCCCUUUGCAAAGCUGUACACAGGUUUUCAUUUCAUGGAGAGGCCGGAGUCCUUGGGUUGCUCUCUCAAGGUCCGUAAGAUGCCGCUGCUGAUGACGCCAAUUAAGAAGGCACUUUCUGAGCUUCAUCAGCUUGUUGCAAGCCUAAAUGGUUCUGCACAUGAUUCAGCCAAGGACAUGAAGCUCAGAGAGGAGCUUUGCCAUGGUGAAAGCAUGAACAUCCUCUCCUCAUUUAAAACCGAUGAAGCUGGAUUGGCUGAGAUUAGAGACUCUGCUGCAGACUCUGCCCCCCACGUGGUGUUUGGCCUGAGCACGGCAUCUUCACUGGGCAACCUGGUGGAGCCAAAAGACACCUCAGUGAGAUCCCCGAUUUCCAAGCAGGACAAGCUACGCUUGGAGGCGAAGAGUUUACCCCCUGCACAGGUCAUCAAAUGGCUUGUGUUAAUGGAGAGGCCAUUGUCCCUGGGCCCCAUCACCUUACCAGCUGUAAAGCUGGAGAACCGGCUGGUUCAGAAUCCGUCGGCUGAGGUGGUGGUGAAUGACGCUCCAAAGGGGCAGUCAACCUCUCCCUACAGUGAGGAGGGUCUGUAUCAUGCUCCAGAUCAGGACCAGGACCAAUACAGCUUUGGGCCGCCCGUGGACAUUUCUGUUUACAGUGAGAGUGAAUGGAAAGGGCAGACCACCAAGAGCAUCGUCAUCAGAAAAGGCUACGCUGUGCUCUCCCAGUGCUUUGGAUUCCUCCGGCGGGUCAAAGGUGACAACUACUGUGCCCUGCGAGCCUCCCUGUACCAGGCGCUGAUGCACACUAACAAACUUCCUUGCUGGCUGCAGCAGAAGAGCAUCUUAUUGAUACCUGAACAGCUCGAGUCUAGGUAUGGUCUGAUUAAAGGCUGGCUGUUCCCUGACACAUGCAAGCAUACAGGUGGGAUCGACAAGUCUGUGGGUCUGCUGAAAUGCUAUCUGCGCCUUCUCCAGAAUUGGUGGCAUGCGGCGGCAGCCUCCCCUGGGGUCGAAGGUCGCAGGAGUGUGUGUGAGCAGCUGUUUCAGGGCGGAGAAGACGAGUUCGGUGUCAUAGAGGCACUCAAGCUACUCAUGCUAGCCCAUGCCGUGGACUUGCAUGCAGCCAAACAGAGGGGCGACAACGUGCCAAUCCUCUGCUGGCUGCUAUUCGCCCGCGAUACCUCCUCGUCCCCACGCUCAUACCUUGCCAACCACCUGAGUCAGGUUGGCUUCAGUAGAGGCAUGGAGCAGGUAGACAUGUUUCUCCUGAGUUGCGCAAUGCGCCUGACCAUCAAGGUCUACCGCCUGCACAUGGCUGAAACAGAGGAGUUCAUCUCAUUUUACCCAGAUGACAGCAUUCAGGACGGGCACUGUGUCUGCCUGGCAACCGAGGACGACCGCCAUUAUAACGUGGCAUUUGGCAACCCUGUCUAUGCCGAAGAGGACUUCUCUGAAGAAUCUGACUGAU
Messenger RNA from Sardina pilchardus (European sardine), 2410 nucleotides. RefSeq lists its product as uncharacterized. The record is from RefSeq and is a predicted model, not a curated record. The transcript is spliced from 8 exons. Gene Ontology annotation, cellular component: cytoplasm. Gene Ontology annotation, molecular function: cysteine-type deubiquitinase activity. NCBI's taxonomy places the organism in Eukaryota, Metazoa, Chordata, Actinopteri, Clupeiformes, Clupeidae. Gene Ontology annotation, biological process: protein linear deubiquitination. The coding region runs from base 1 to 2409 and encodes 802 amino acids.